GCCAGAAACUGCCUUCGCCUCAUCUCGAUCUGCAUCUCGCCCUGUUCGCAUCGGCCGUCGACUCUGACACUAACAACAUCCCGCCCCGUCCUUCACGCCGCCACUCAUCCGAUCCGUUAUUCUUCGGGCUCCCUCAUGGACUCGUCGCUGAUCUUUCCGCUGGUGCAGCGACAGCGGGUGUCUGUUCAGUAUGGCCGACGAGCCCCCGCUCUGCUCUCCCAGCCCGUUCAUCCAGUCCAGCCUCCCCAAGUGCGACGGCUGUUCUCGUUUCUCUCCAGUGAUGAGGAAGAUGGAGAUACCGAUGCCAGCAAUCGCAAUCUGCAGCCUCAAGCCCCUUCUCCCCAACCAUCAUUGUUCGACUUUCCAGACGACACCCUCGAUGACGCCGCCGAUGAGCUGCAGACUGUCAAGCCAUCGUCUCGGUAUCGUUCCAGCCGGACUGCAGCGGCACCUCCUUUCCUCACCGAUGCCCUAGCCAAAGUCGCUCAGCCCGUGCGGCAUGGCCCUUCCCAGAUCAAAUACCAGAGGGCACGCCGACAGCCUCAGACUGACGAUGCUCCGCGGCCCCGAGAGAAUAGCGCUCAGAAAACAGCAGCGAAAGAGCCGCUAGCAAAGGAGCCACCAAUUUCAGUGCCUCUGCCGAAACCAGAGGAGUCUCCCGUUGCCGAACUGCCAACCGAGCAGAGACAGCCGGCUCUGAAACGGACGUCCGCCCGCCGAUCGAGUCCUUCCAGGAACAGCCGUCCCAAACGAUCAAAGUCGUCGGCAGCCAAAGAACACAAGGAUGCCUCGGCUGAAAGAACCAAAUCUCGCCCGCAGCGAUCCAGUGCCCGAUCGUCCGUCGACACGCCAAGUGCCCAAAUGCCCAUUAGCGACGCAAACAACACUCAACCAUCAGACCCAGAUACCCUCCGCUUGCCCGAGGCCAUCCCCCCUCAGCUGGAUUCCACCCCAUAUGAUGCUGUCUCCCUCCCAGCUGAGGUUUCAAUGGCCAACAUAGUCGUCCAGCAGCACGACCAUGCAGAAUCGGAUUCAGUUGAGCCACCACAUGUCGGUGCGAAAUCAACCGAGCCAGAAGGACCAGAGGAGCCAGUCCCUCCCAUUCUGGUACUCAGUCCGCCUCCCCCUGCACGAUCCAGCAACCGGACGCUGCAGCAAGCUUCGGCUCUGGCCGCAGUAUCAAAGAGCAGGAUCGCAAAUAUGAAGCACUCCGGCGCCAAGCGGGGCCCGUCCUUUGACGACGAGAUUCUCAGAAACUCCAAGGUCGUCAAAGUCGAUCUGGACCAGCUGAUUCCGGAAACCCCGGCUGAUCCAAUGGCGCUCAGUCUGUCGGCAGUGGCGGAAGCGUCAUCCCUCGACAGCGAUAUCGCAGCCCAUGACACUUCCUCGCUGCCUGUUUCAUUGGACUCGGCAGUCUCGUAUUCGCACAACCCGCCCUCGGUGCUCAGCCGUCCUUCCAGCUGGCCUGCGCCAAAAGGACAUGGACGGGGACACGCAGUCACAUAUGGCCGGGUGCGAAGUUUCAAGGACAGCCUGGAGAGCCUGCUGUGUCCCGAACACAAGACCCUUGCGCAGUAUCAGCAGGAGCAGAGUCUGGACGAAAGCGACGAUGAGCAGGACAAGGGUGUCGUCAAGAUGCAUCAGUUGCGUCACGCUGGCAAGUGGAAGGCGUUCAAGGACGAGCUCGAUUACAUCUUCGAUGGACUCUGCCGCACCCGAGCCGUGUCGGUGCGGCGCAUCAGCUACAUCGAUCUCUGCAAGAAACUGGCAUCCGACGAAUUCUUCCAGUUCAUCAAGGUGCACGACAUGGCACCCAAGGUCUUUGCGGCCAUGGUCGACGAGCCAAGUCAAGAGCCGAUCAUCAUGUCAUGCAUUGUUUUCAUCUUGUGGAUGUGGCUUCGAGACCGCCGCCUCUCGAGCUUCCUGGUCGCACAGGAGCCCUUUGAUUCGAUCAUUUGUCGAGCCCUCAGUGUGUCCAAGGACCCAUUUCGCGCUGCACCAUCGAAUCGAAUCGAGAAGAAACUGAUGGAUGCCGUCCGACAGAUCGUUGACCAGAGCCCUUUCCAAAGCGAGGCCGGUUGUAAGCCUGGGCUGCAUGCCAUGUGCUUUUGCAUCAUCUCGCACCUGCUCGAGGCCCAUCGCCUGCUCGACAGCAACCGGUUCAAGGUCGAAAUCCGGGACAACGAGUCUGCCUUGCGCUCCCUUGCUGAUCUGUGGAUAUCCUGGAGUCCCCUGGAUGAUCACAGCCUGCCGAAUCUCUCCCGAUCCACAAACUUCAUGCGCCUCAUCGAGUAUCUGACUCUGCGCGUGCGCCGCCAUGGGUUGGUUCUCGCUGAAGUCGAUGGAUUCGUCGCAGCCUGUGCUCGACUGUGCCGGAUAUCAUGGGUCGCAGAUCUCGGCGGCUGCCUGCUGGCUACCUUGUGUGCGCUACUCAAUCUCUCCCACGACAACGAGGUGGCUGCAAGGGCGCUCUCGGAGCCUGACUGCUUGCGAGUUGUGUUUGACAUCUUGACGAUCAGCUGCGGCACCGACACACCGGAUAGCCUCAGCCAGGAUGACUCGGCCCCAAACGGGACUUUGGAUAUGGCACCUGGCCCUGCCAGCUUUGAUGCCAUGAUAGCCGCAGCCGGGCUCGCCGUCAACAUUCUUGUAUACAACCCCGGCGCACACAAGAGUCUGGAACAUACGGAUCCUCCCUCGCAGCAGCGCAAGCAGAAGCAGUGUCGUGAGCGUUGCUCUUCAAGCAAGCCCAUCCUGCACAAACUGUUGCAGACAUACCUGCUGCGACAGCGGUGGGAGACAACGUGGGAGGAGGAGAGCCUGCAAGACCAAGUCGGCCCCCGCGAUGCUUCCCAAGAUCCUGUUCUGAUGGCGCAAGCCGAGAACACGGUGUUGUGUGGAUACACCGCCCUGGUUCUGGGACUACUCUGUCAGCACAGCGAGGACAACCGCCAACUGGUCAAGACCCGGCUGGGCCGGCUCGAUGGACUCGUUGCCAAGCUGACCGACUUUGUGCGUAUCAGCCGCCAGAUGAUCCAGGCGGCAGCGACUGUGCCGAGCCCGUCGGCCACAGAUGGCGGCAGCGUUGAAUACUCACUGGUGGAGCGGGUCGAAGCCAUCAUCGGUGUGCUGCAGGAAGACAGUCGGCCAUGAAUGCGAUUGCAGGGCGGAUGGAGCUACUGGGCAAGCUCCACACCAUAGACACGCAGAUACUAUGAUGAAAACAAUUCUGCAACAAUACACAUCGCUCUGGCCGU
Polychytrium aggregatum is the source of this 3257-nucleotide messenger RNA. RefSeq lists its product as uncharacterized. The transcript has 12 exons. Gene Ontology annotation, biological process: regulation of chromosome condensation. The coding region runs from base 136 to 3153 and encodes 1005 amino acids. Lineage: Eukaryota; Fungi; Chytridiomycota; Chytridiomycetes; Polychytriales. The record is from RefSeq and is a predicted model, not a curated record.